Olea europaea var. sylvestris is the source of this 690-nucleotide messenger RNA. RefSeq names its product probable E3 ubiquitin-protein ligase RHG1A. The coding region runs from base 1 to 690 and encodes 229 amino acids. The transcript has a single exon. Gene Ontology annotation, biological process: protein ubiquitination. NCBI's taxonomy places the organism in Eukaryota, Viridiplantae, Streptophyta, Magnoliopsida, Lamiales, Oleaceae. Gene Ontology annotation, cellular component: cytoplasm. Gene Ontology annotation, molecular function: ubiquitin protein ligase activity. The record is from RefSeq and is a predicted model, not a curated record.
AUGGAGUACAUCCGUUGGCGCGGAGUGAUCUCACAGCAAUCUAUACACACAGAACCAGUUCUUGAUUAUCAGUACUCUUCAUCAGAAGUUCGUAUUCUCGUCGAGUUUCAAUGUGAAACAGUGAAAAAGUGGGUAAUACAUUGUGACGAUGGAGAACUUCUAUUUGUUAGAAAUGAAUCACAUCGAGAAGCAGCGAUGACAAGUCAAACUCGUUUGGAUUACGCAGCAGCUAACGAAGAUUUAAAACAACUUCUGUUGGAAAAACUCGAAACUUACGACCUAAGAGAUGAUCAGAACUGUAAAGAAAAACUUGCUGAUAAAGUAAUUUACCAAGCACGAAAAUUAGGCAGCACGGGCAAGGAGAGAUCUUCUUCAUUAUUUGUUAAUAUAAGGAAGACUCUAUUUUAUGUUGUGCGCGAAAGUAUUUCACAGUUGGGGGAAAUCGGUGAUGGUGUUAAGAUGGUGCCUGCGAGUAUGGAUGCAAUCUUAUCGCUUCCGAAGAAAGAGAUGGACUACAAUGGGGACGAGUUCGGGAAUUGUACAGUAUGCCUGGAGGAGAUCGUGAAGGGGGUGGAAGUCUCGACCCUGCUGUGUUCGCAUAUGUUUCAUAGUAAUUGCAUUACAGAAUGGCUAAAGAGAAGUCAUUACUGUCCCAUUUGUCGCUUUGAGAUGCCUAUUGCAAUGAAUUAG